Caenorhabditis elegans is the source of this 498-nucleotide messenger RNA. RefSeq lists its product as uncharacterized. Lineage: Eukaryota; Metazoa; Nematoda; Chromadorea; Rhabditida; Rhabditidae. The record is from RefSeq and is marked reviewed. The transcript has 3 exons. The coding region runs from base 1 to 498 and encodes 165 amino acids.
AUGAGUUCUUGGUGCCAUCGUAUUAAUCGCUUUAUAUCAUCGAUUAUUUUGCUUAUUGCCUCUCUACUUUUAAUAAUUCUCGGUUUCAUUAAUAUUUUGGACAAGGACGAAUUUGAUAAGACUUUUGUGCCAUACUGGAUGAUUAUUCUAGCCUGCCUUACAAUAUCCGAUCAGGUUAUUUUUUGGAAACUGGAAAUGGAUAAAGAUCAGAGAUCACUGGUGCUGCUAGCUUUUGGAGCUGUAAUGAGAGUUGGAUUAGUUUCUUUCACAAUUUGUUUAGUGACGGCCAAGUUGAUUGUAUUGAAUGCAAAAGGUGAUCUUCCAAAUGUUCCGGAAAUAUUUAAAUUCGGUUUUGCAUUAAGCCUAGUAAUCAUAAGUGUGUACAUUUGUAUUUUUACAAAAUGUUUGGUUAAAGUCUGCCUGGCACGAAUUAAAAUGUAUUUGGAGUUGGAUGUAAUUCAAGAGGUGCCAGAAGACUUCCCAGAUGCUCAAGUUUGA